Molecule: messenger RNA, 519 nt
Organism: Ochotona princeps (American pika)
Lineage: Eukaryota; Metazoa; Chordata; Mammalia; Lagomorpha; Ochotonidae
Gene: CPLX3
Product: complexin 3
Exons: 3
Coding region: 7-483 (158 amino acids)
Biological process (GO): regulation of neurotransmitter secretion; synaptic vesicle exocytosis; neurotransmitter transport
Cellular component (GO): terminal bouton; SNARE complex
Molecular function (GO): syntaxin binding
Source: RefSeq, a predicted model, not a curated record
AGGACCAUGGCGUUCAUGGUGAAGACCAUGGUGGGCGGCCAGCUGAAGAACCUCACGGGGAGUCUGGGGGGCGGCGAGGACAAGGGAGAAGGGGAGAAGUCGGCGGCCGAAGCACACGGCAUGAGCCGAGAAGAGUAUGAGGAGUACCAGAGACAACUGGUGGAGGAGAAGAUGGAACGGGAUGCACAGUUUGCCCAAAGGAAGGCUGAACGUGCCACUCUGCGGAGCCACUUCCGGGAUAAGUACCGGCUACCCAAGAAUGAAACGGACGAGAGCCAGAUCCAGAUAGCAGGGGGAGAUGUGGAGCUGCCCCGGGAGCUGGCCAAGAUGAUUGAGGAGGACACAGAGGAGGAGGAGGAGAAAGCCUCCGUGCUCGGGCAGCUGGCCAGCCUCCCAGGCGUGGACUUCAGCUCCAUCAAGGACAAGGCCCAGACCACACUGGGGGACCUCAAGCAGUCAGCUGAGAAGUGCCACAUCAUGUGACCACAUUCCCUACCCCCAACUGGGGUGGUCCACUGG